This is a messenger RNA of Aspergillus mulundensis, 1827 nucleotides long. Its product is annotated as AGC family serine/threonine-protein kinase. The transcript has a single exon. Gene Ontology annotation, biological process: protein phosphorylation. The record is from RefSeq and is a predicted model, not a curated record. The coding region runs from base 1 to 1827 and encodes 608 amino acids. NCBI's taxonomy places the organism in Eukaryota, Fungi, Ascomycota, Eurotiomycetes, Eurotiales, Aspergillaceae. Gene Ontology annotation, molecular function: protein serine/threonine kinase activity; ATP binding.
AUGUCGCCGAACACAGCUCAGGACGACAUUUCGGUGGGUGAUGUGUUUAGCCCACAGGCUGACAUGUGCCACUCAAAAGCCGAAGACCACUUCAAUGCCGCCAGCCAGCAGACCGGCUUUCGAAUGACUGCGCGCAGCCCGGAACGAAAGCCUUGUCUGGCAAUCAACGAACGCGCCCCUUUCACGAAGUUAGGCGCGAACCCCCUGACUGCGAAAGGUAACCGGCGUAAGAAAAAGAAGAAGCAGGCUGAAGUUCAGGCGACGCCGGCUCUAUCUACCGUUCAUGGAUUUACCCCUCGUGGUUCUGGCGAUGAAGACUCGGACUUCUCAACAACAAGCUCUUGCGCGCCUAGUGCUCAAUCGCGUGUCUUGGCUGGCAGUAAUGGUGCUAGCCCUAUGCUGCAACCGGUUUCUGGCGGCGGUAUCAGUGCUCUACGACUACAGCUCGAUUCCAUGAAUUUGUCUGGGAACUCCCUUCGCCGUAAAGCUACUGAUGGUCUUUGCACCGCAACACCUAGCAACGCCAGUGUGUAUUCUGACAGCGACGAGACUGAGAUUCUGACUAGCUAUGAGGUGCCCUUGGACCACGACUACGUCAGUGCCGAUGCUGUUGCGGAGGAAAAGAAGCAGGAAGAGCAAUCCAAGAAUACCAUGCAAACCCAGGAUGUCCGCAACCAGCUUUGCCGCAAGAUGACCACCGACGAUUUUGAGCCUCUGCUUUGUUUGGGUAAAGGAUCCUUCGGUACCGUGUUGCUGGUGCGCCACGCUCUCACUGGAAAGCUUUACGCGCAGAAACAGUUCAAGAAGGCCUCGAUCACGGUUCAUAAGAAACUUGUCGAACAGACCAAGACCGAGCGUACGAUCCUGGAGAGCGUCAACCGACACCCGUUCGUUGUCAAACUCUUUUAUGCCUUCCAGGACCACGAAAGACUGUACCUUGUCCUCGAAUACGCCCAAGGUGGAGAACUUUUUACCCACCUCGCAAUGGAACGCAUGUUUGAUGAAGAUGCUGCGGCAUUUUACAUGGCUGAGAUGGUCCUAGCCCUGGAACAUCUCCACCAGAACGUCGGCGUUAUUUAUCGCGAUCUUAAGCCCGAAAACUGCCUCCUCGACCACGAAGGUCACCUCCUUCUGACCGACUUUGGCCUCAGCAAAAUCGCCGUUGACGAUGAUGACCGCUGUAACUCCUCCCUCGGCACAAUUGAAUACAUGGCCCCCGAAGUCAUCCAGGGCAAACCUUACGGCAAAGCAUGCGACUGGUGGUCCCUUGGCGCCCUCGGAUACGAUCUCCUCACCGGUUCACCCCCAUUCAAGGCAAACAACCACGCUAAGCUCCAGGAGAAGAUUCUCAAGCAGAAGCUCGUUCUGCCCUACUACCUGGGGCCAGACGCAAAGGAUCUUCUUACACGUCUCCUUCGCAAGGAGCCCUCCAAGCGCCUGGGUUACCACAUGCCCAAGGACCUGCAGACAAUCAAAUCUCACCGCUUCUUCCGCAAGAUCAAUUGGCGCGCUCUCGAACGCCGUGCCCUAACACCACCCAUCAUCCCGGUCGUCACGGACCCAGCCCUUGCAGAAAACUUCUCUACGGAUUUCACUGCCCUUCCGUUGAGUCCCGUCGAGGGACCCUCGUUCUUUAGCGACUAUUACGUCUCUCACCACCGGGGCAGCGGUAGCCACUCGGGUAUGGGCAUAGGUAUGCCGAACGGUCGCGACGGCGCUGAGCAUGAUAGCAACCCAUUCGGCGGGUUUAGUUUCGUUGCACCUAGUAGUCUGCUGGAUCAUGCUGGCGGCGGGAAUGGAGCGAGUCCGAUGGCUGCGGGUUAUUGA